This is a messenger RNA of Sphaeroforma arctica JP610, 804 nucleotides long. RefSeq lists its product as hypothetical. Lineage: Eukaryota; Ichthyosporea; Ichthyophonida. The record is from RefSeq and is a predicted model, not a curated record. The transcript is spliced from 2 exons. The coding region runs from base 1 to 804 and encodes 267 amino acids.
AUGGCUAAGCGCAAUAUUCCACAUUUCGUGCAACUGCGACAAUUGAUGGCUGGCUGUGAUGGUCCACUGUUUCCACAAGUCCUAAAUAGCAAGCGGCUUACUGAGCCAAUCCUUCACGGCUCUAUUGGCGCGUUCAACGUGACCAUUAUCAACUUGCCGCUCAACUAUGGUAUAAUGAAGGGUACUCUCAACGAAGCCAAUAGAUCACUCCGCAUUAUUCACAGCCUGUAUCAGGAGUUCGUGUACAACCCUAUCGGUAUACCCGUAUCCACUGGUCGUCUCCUAGCACAUGUAUCUUGCUCCCGAGCAACAAUCGCCCUUAUUCGCGCUCGUGCCGACGCUAAUGAAGACGAGGCUAGAGAAUAUAAACAACGCGCAAUCGACGAAGAGUAUACACUUAAUCAAGAACGUGAUGCACAUGUCCAGACUCAACGCAAACUCAAUGUUCUUAACGCGCGCUUCUCUAGUACGAAGGAGAAACUCGCGAAAUGCAAAGUUGACAGUACACGAGCUCAACUCCUUGAAGCAGAAGCAUAUAUAGGGCACCGAUCAAAGAGGAAACCUCCGCACUGCUGCUCCAAGGCCCGUAUACUCUUCCAUCCAAUCAGUGAACCCUUGCUUAACUCCAUGUACAAAAAUCAAGAGGAGAUACGUCAACACUUGGUAGACGUUGGUAAAAACAUCCCAGACAAGUAUUUGAUUUGUGCUCUGCUCUAUAGUCUCGACGACAACUACAAGUUACCCCGUGCAGACACAUUUGAUCACGAUCUAGAUGCCCUCACAAUCGACGAAGUCUAUAAAUAG